Exophiala dermatitidis NIH/UT8656 is the source of this 3816-nucleotide messenger RNA. RefSeq lists its product as uncharacterized. The transcript is spliced from 2 exons. Gene Ontology annotation, biological process: protein localization to plasma membrane. The coding region runs from base 1 to 3816 and encodes 1271 amino acids. The record is from RefSeq and is a predicted model, not a curated record. NCBI's taxonomy places the organism in Eukaryota, Fungi, Ascomycota, Eurotiomycetes, Chaetothyriales, Herpotrichiellaceae. Gene Ontology annotation, cellular component: plasma membrane.
AUGAGUUCUCUUCUUCAUCCCAUUCAUAGCGCGAGCCAAAAAUGUCGGCCUAAGCACCAAGUACUGGUUCUGAAAUGUUAUCCAAAAUACCAAAAGACCGUCCAAGAAGUCAAGCCCAACUCGUCCGAACUCAGCUAUCUCCUAUACUACGCGAGUACGCGACGACACAAGCUCCAGAAGGUUGGAGCAUUUCUGGAGAAGAAGAAUGCCAGUGAUGUCUGGAAAGGAAAGCUUGGAAAUGUCCAGGUCACUCUCCAGAUCCUCAGUGCCAUAAUCGAGAAGGCGCCGCGCGAUCUCUCCCUAUACUCGCGGUCUGUCCUGACCGUCCUGGACUCCAUUUUACGAUCUAAAGAUGUGAACAUGGUGGAAGACACCAUACCUACGUUUGAAGCCUAUUGCAGACAUGUGGACGCCGCAUCUUUCAAUGCCGACCAACAACGCGCCCAACAAUACCUAUCGAUCGUGCAACUCUACGCUGGCUACGCCGCAAAAUCCAAUCUGGCGGACAGUAAGGCUGGGAACUCGAUACCGCUUUCGAUAAGAUGGCGGACGAUUGGUCUGCGCGCGAUCCGAGCGGUGGUGGCUUCGGAAGCCCUCGCGACCGAGUCCGCACGUCAGCUGAAUACAGUGAUACCGGUCAUUCUGGAGAAUAUGUCGUUGGAGGAAGAAAACAUCCUAGCUACGCUACAACAACGGGCAAACACGAGCGAGAGGCUAGAUGACGAGCUGGCUAGGCGGAGGCGUACCAGUCUCACGACCGUUGCCACGGUAGACACGGCCGAUGGAGACCCAGCUACGGCCGUAGAGACCACGGCUGGUGCCGACAAGGUUGCGGAGGAGGAGGUUCGAGCACUGGCUUUGAGAUGCCUGAAGCAGAUAUUCUCCGCUGGGAUCGGCAGCACUCGAGGCCAGACUCGGCUGGCCACUGCCCUAACCUUGAAGUUCAUUGCUUCGAAGAGCUCCGCAUCCCUCACUACAGAAAACGACGGCGAGGGCACAUGGGCUACCUCCCUAUUCGAGGCCAUCGCACGGUGGACACCUGUGCAGGAUCGGUUUAUCAUCGUGGUGACGGCGAUGGAAACUCUCGUACGGAGCCCUAUCACGGAAGGCUUGCUCGAAAAACAACUCGUCCUUGCGACCAUGAUCGACUGGCUUCUGAGUUCAAAUGUCAACCUGAUUGGGUUGAGUGUUAUGGAUGUCCUACUAGGUCUCAUCCACCAUAUGCUGCUCCUGCUUCAACUCGGCAGCGCCAACACCCACGUUAUCACACCACAACGCCCUGACACGAUUGGAUUGUUUCGAGAGGCCAAAGAAGCCUUUGAUCCAUCUACGGUUCUCGCGGACACCGAAACGAGCCGCACUUCCUCCAAAGCCGAACUGAUUGCAUCGCCGACAAGACAAAGGCUGUUGCUCAAACUUCAGGACUGUGUUGCCUCGCUUUCCAACCAUAUCUACUAUACCGACCAAAUCUCAGACAUGCUCACAGCAAUCUUAGCGCGCUUGAAACCAUCUCCACAGUCGGAUGUUCCAACGUCUGCGGCAGCUAUAAACGAUCCUGCUGCAGCAGCAAGGGCCAUAGCAGAAUCAGGCAGUAUCCACGAAGACCCCAAUGCAUCGGCGUUCUUUUCGUUCCACACCGCCAGACUCACCGCGAUGCAAGUCAUCAAGCAAAUACUAGUCCGUGCCAACAACAGGCGCAACAGCACAAGUGGCGCCAUUGAAGCACGCGCUCGUGUAGGAGUACAGGUAUGGGAGGGGACUCAGUGGCUUCUCAAGGACGAAGAGAAGGACGUUAGGAUGGCCUAUGUGGACGCGCUUGUGACCUGGCUUCAUCUGGAAACAAACAAGACUGACACCCUCCUGCCUAGAGACGGUUCCAGGCAGCCUUCACAUGGUAAGAAGGACACCACACAACCUCCAGCAGAAGUCAACUUGGCGAAGAGAGCCAUCUCUGGGGCAUCCCGCAAGGAGCCCAAGCCAGCACGGUCAAGCUUUCUCGCCCUUCUACAUCUCGCCGUUUACGACAGUAUCCUGGAUGAUGUCGAGGAUGAAGCCAACCUCCUCCUCCUGUAUCUGCUGUUGACCAAGCUUGUCGAGCGCCUUGGGGUGAAUGCCAUCAGAAGUGGCCUUCCAAUGAUACUCACCCUCCAAGAAACCGUUCUCAAUGGGGAAGACAUGUCUGCUGCAGGAAGGGUCAAUGUCGCCACUCUCGUUCAUGGAUACCUGUGGACCAUUGCGGAAAAGUUCGAUAUCGAGACCAGCAGUGUUGGCCAUGAGAUCAAUGCAGAGAUCUCCCGGCGCAAACGGUAUGGUGUUUGGUUUGACAAGGUCAAGUUUCCGGCUCUGCCUGUCGCUGAAAUCCGGCAAAUGCCGCAAGUGGCUAACGAAAAGAGCGCCGACUAUGUCGAGGAAGCAGUCGAAACAAUCAAGCCUUUCUUGUCAGUGUCGCCGCUGGUCGAGGAGAUUGCAACUUCAUACGACAAUUCCCUCCUCACUCCACCCGCCUCUCCGCCUUCUUCACCUGGUCGCGUCUUUUCCGUGCCUACAUUGGGCUUUGGCUACGGCUAUGGGACUGCGCCGGCACAAAAGCCGUCGAGGGAGGCCCGCCUACCGCAGAAAAUCAAAGAUGAGAUGAAAUCCUCUUGGAGCAGGGAAGCCUGUAUAGCCGCCGCGGAGAAGGAAAGCGCGGCGUCGAUGACAGGUUCAAGGACUGGGGCCUCGUCGCUCCCCAGAAAUCAUCUCAACAUCAACGGUGCCCGCAGGCAGGGGUCUGCCAGUGGCCAAGAAUCGCCCGUCAAUGCCAAUGGUAGCACAACACCAGUCUUCGGGCUAGUUAGUGGACUGGGGAGCUUGACGAGGGCAAAGCGACCUAGCGCCAGUGGGUCACCGGCCAGAGAGCCUGAGCCUACUACUUCGAGUCGAGACUCUACCAUGAGAGUAAGCGACCUGAAGAGGGUUCUUUCAAGUUACGCCGCGGGUAAUACGAGACAGCAGAGCCCGCUCAGAAAAGCCAUUGCCGGCUCACGAAGAAGUACCAGAAGCAGCGCUACAAGUAGUAUGGUGAGCUGGGAUGAAGCCGACGACCGCAACCCUUCUGUCAUCGAUGUGCGGUCAACGGGGACAUUUAAUACGACAGACGCAGCGGGUCGUGGAAGAGACAUUGAUCGCCCGCAAACCUCCUCAAACUCAGACAACAACUUCGGGACCACCGAGGGAAGAACAGCAGCCGCAGCAGCAAAUUCGGAAAAUGGUGCGCCUGCGCCUAAUUCAUCAGGGGGUACCACGUUCUACCAUCAAGUCACUGCAGGCGGCGGCGGCGAUGGCGACAUUCCGCCCGUGCCCAAGAUUCCUUCGACCCUCAACCUUCCUGGCACAUGGCCGCGGGAGGCUCGACAGGCCGAACAGUCAUCACAACAGGAGAAGAUUGAGUCUACCACUACCACGGCGGCAUCGGCUGUGAACCAUCGCGAUACCACCAGCCCCAAUCGGUCACGAAAGACAAGCAGGAGCAGGAGUCGAGGCCAGUCUCGAGACAACAACGAAAGGGAAAAAGAGAAAGACAGGGACAAAGACAGGGAAAGGGAAAGAGGAAAACGCAGUUCACGCAGAAGCUCGCGGCCAACCAGUAGGAGAAGUGUUGGCAUGGCAUCCUUGGCUUCGUCUGCGCCCGGAGGAGCAGGGGAAAAGUUUGACUUGGACUCGUUGUUGGCUGGGAUUGCUGUCCCGUCGUCGCGCACUCCGGGAGCGACCGCCACCAAGGACACCGAGAUUGGUAAAGCGAGUCGUGGAAGUCGCUUGAUCCGGCCGCCUUAUUGA